AUAAAAAAAAAACGAAAAGUUGCAGAUUGAAUGAGGGGGUUGCCGGUGACCCAGAUAUGAAAAUGGUCAGAUCGCGACCAACCCUUGGGAGGGGUGGGUUGGGGUCGCCACCGAUGACUCCAGAUAGCGAUGGGUCGCAACCCACCUUUCGGUCGCGUCCUCAUCACAAACCUGGUCGCGAUUCACGACCUUUAAUCUGCAGAAAGCGCACUUUAGAAGAGUCGGGAAGCUCACGUCAAAGGAGAAUGAGAUCGCGCAACGGAGGAGAAGAAGAUCAAGCGGCCGGCGAAGGAGGAGAAAAUCGAGCGGCGGAUGAGAAAAAAAUCACGUGGCGGAGGAGAAGCAAACCGCGUCACGUCGGAGAGGGGAGGUGAGUUCGUGCGCUUUUAAGGGAUGGCUCUCGUCGUCGUGGGUUGCGUCGCGAGCUACGGAGGCGGAGGGGCAAGGAUGGUGGAUGGUUCGCCGGAGUUUUUUUUUUUAUUAGUAUUUUUCGUGGCUUUUGGUAAUUAAGGAAAGGUUUUAUCCAGUGUGGGCUUGUCUAGUUUUGUUUCAGGAGAACGUAAGUUGAGACCACCAGUUUCAAUCGAACGGUUGAAACGGUUUUCCAUAUCAAUAUCGAAUUUGAGGACUACGGUAGUGAGUCUCGGGAGCACAAAUUGAAAGAGUGGGAAUAUUUGGGCCUUGAGCCCAAGUAGAAAUAUCAGAGAAGUAAGGCUAUAAAUAACACCACAGAAAUAUCUCUUCGGAGCUUAUCAGAAGCUCUAAGCAAAAAAGCAAUCCUGUUUUACUACCUCAGAAAGCCACAACAACAACUUCAGAAAAUGUCUUCCUUAACUUCCUCAACCGUGAAUUCCAACGUUUAUGAGAGUGGAAAAUACUCAACAGUCAUACAAAAAGUAGAGGCCGAGACAAGAAUUCCAGUUCCACCUCCAAAGCCGCUUCUGAUCGCCAUGCCAUCUGAAGGAGGAGAAUUCCCACUUCUUGUCUUCUCUCAUGGCUACCUUCUCUACAACUCUUUCUACUCUCAACUUCUCCAACAUGUUGCUUCUCAUGGCUUCAUCGUUAUAGCCCCUCAGCUAUAUACUGUGGCUGGACCAGACUCAAGUGAUGAAAUAAAGUCUACAGCUCAAGUAACAAACUGGUUAUCCAAAGGACUCCAAUACUUGCUACCACAGCAAGUCAAGCCAAACCUGAGCAAAGUAGCCCUAGCCGGCCACAGCCGCGGUGGCAAAACCUCAUUUGCGCUAGCUCUAAGCAAAGAAACAAUCACCACCCUCAAAUUCUCAGCUCUUAUUGGCAUUGACCCGGUUGAUGGAAUGGACAAAGGGAAACAAACCCCUCCACCAGUCCUCACCUAUGUCCCCCAUUCAUUUGAUCUCGGUAUGCCGGUAAUGGUCGUCGGGUCGGGUUUGGGUGAAGUCAAGAGGAACCCUUUGUUCCCUCCUUGUGCUCCCAAAGGUGUUAACCAUGAGGACUUCUUCAAGGAGUGUAGAGAGCCUGCUUGCUACUUUGUGGUCAAGGAUUAUGGUCAUGUUGAUAUGUUGGAUGAUGAGACUAAAGGGAUAAGAGGGAAAACUACUUAUUGCUUGUGUAAAAAUGGAAAGACUAGAGAGCCCAUGAGGAAAUUUGUUGGUGGGGUUGUGAUUGCCUUCAUGAAAGCUUAUUUAGAAGGUGAUAAAAGGAGUUUAAUGGCUAUAAGGGAAAGAAGUAGUGAUGGGGAUCUGCCUGUGGAACUUAAAACUAUUGAGUUUCUUUUGUGAACAAAUUUUCAAUGCUUUGGUAAAUGAUUGGGAAGCUGCCAUAUUUGUCCUGGUUUUACUGUUUUCAGGCAGUAGUGUGGCCCUUAAAACUCUUCACUUUUUUUUUUCAAAAGGAUUUAUUUGUUGCUUUGUAUAUUUUUGUAAUAGUAAUACAUAAUGAAAGUGAAAAGCUUCCGCUAAA
Morus notabilis is the source of this 1941-nucleotide messenger RNA. Its product is annotated as chlorophyllase-2, chloroplastic. Gene Ontology annotation, molecular function: chlorophyllase activity. The transcript has 2 exons. The record is from RefSeq and is a predicted model, not a curated record. Lineage: Eukaryota; Viridiplantae; Streptophyta; Magnoliopsida; Rosales; Moraceae. Bases 822 to 1760 code for a protein of 312 amino acids. Gene Ontology annotation, biological process: chlorophyll catabolic process.